AUGCUCUCCACACUUCGCGGAUCGGCCGGCCGGACCGCUGUGAAACAGAGCUCAGUCAGACCUGUUGUCCUCGUCGCUCGAGCAUCCACCUUCGCUCAUGUCAAGGAGGGACCGCCCGAUGCUAUCCUCGGUAUCACGGAGGCGUUCAAGAAGGACAGCUUCGCUGAGAAGAUCAAUCUUGGUGUAGGCGCAUACCGUGAUGACAAAGGCAAGCCCUACGUGCUGCCAUCUGUCCGGGAAGCCGAACAGCGUGUUGUUGGAAAGUCGCUCGACAAGGAGUAUGCUGGCAUCACCGGUGUCCCGUCCUUUACCAAAGCUGCUGCCCUGCUUGCCUACGGUCCCGACUCGUCGGCCAUCAAGGAGGAUCGCGUCGCUAUCACACAGUCAAUCUCGGGUACCGGUGCUCUGAGAAUCGGCGGUGCUUUCCUCGAGCGUCACUAUCCUCAUAACAAGACCAUCUACAUCCCCACACCCAGCUGGGCCAACCACAAGGCCUACAAGUACUACAACAAGGACACCAUCGGACUCGACUUCGAUGGCAUGGUAGCAGAUCUCAAGGCGGCGCCAGAGAACAGCAUUGUCCUCCUUCACGCUUGCGCACACAAUCCCACUGGUAUCGAUCCUACCGAGGAGCAAUGGAAGCAGAUCUCGGAAGUGGUCAAGGAGAAAGGUCACUUUCCAUUCUUCGACAUGGCCUACCAAGGUUUCGCGUCAGGAGACACCGACAAGGACGCCUACCCGAUCCGUCUCUUCAUCAAGGAAGGUCACCAGAUGGUCCUCUGUCAAUCUUUCGCCAAGAAUAUGGGUCUCUAUGGUGAGCGAGUCGGUGCUUUCUCUGUUGUAUGUGAAUCAGCCGAGGAGAAGAAGCGCAUCGAUUCUCAGAUCAAGAUCCUCGUCCGUCCUCUCUACUCCAACCCGCCUGUGCACGGCGCUCGCAUUGCUUCAGAGAUCCUCAACGACCCGGCCCUGAACAAGCAGUGGCUCGGUGAGGUGAAGGGCAUGGCCGAUCGAAUUAUCAAGAUGCGAGCAUUGCUCAAGGAGAACCUCGAAAAGCUGGGCAGCAAGCAGAAGUGGGAUCACAUCACCGACCAGAUUGGUAUGUUCGCGUACACGGGUCUCAAGCCGGAGCAGAUGGAUACCCUGGCCAAGGAACACUCCGUCUACGCUACCAAGGAUGGCCGCAUCUCAGUCGCGGGUAUCACAUCAGACAACGUCAAGCGACUGGCUGAGUCCAUCUACAAGAUCACGGGUUAA
Messenger RNA from Cyphellophora attinorum, 1254 nucleotides. Its product is annotated as Aspartate aminotransferase, mitochondrial. The record is from RefSeq and is a predicted model, not a curated record. Gene Ontology annotation, molecular function: L-aspartate:2-oxoglutarate transaminase activity; pyridoxal phosphate binding. Bases 1 to 1254 code for a protein of 417 amino acids. Gene Ontology annotation, cellular component: mitochondrion. Gene Ontology annotation, biological process: biosynthetic process; L-aspartate catabolic process. The transcript has 5 exons. NCBI's taxonomy places the organism in Eukaryota, Fungi, Ascomycota, Eurotiomycetes, Chaetothyriales, Cyphellophoraceae.